GAACAAGUGGAGUACGUCUUCCUCAUCAUCUUCACGGUGGAGACGUUCCUGAAGAUCAUCGCCUACGGGCUGGUGCUGCACCCCAGCGCCUACAUCCGCAACGGCUGGAACCUCCUGGACUUCGUCAUCGUCAUCGUGGGGCUUUUCAGCGUCAUCCUGGAGCAGGUGUCCCACAAACCCGGUGAGGCUCACCACAUGAGCGGCAAACCGGGCGGCUUCGACGUCAAAGCUCUGCGCGCCUUCCGCGUCCUGCGGCCCCUCCGCCUCGUCUCUGGGGUUCCCAGUCUCCACAUCGUCCUCAACUCCAUCAUGAAAGCCAUGGUGCCGCUGCUGCACAUCGCCCUGCUGGUUCUCUUCGUCAUCAUCAUCUACGCCAUCAUUGGCCUCGAGCUCUUCAUCGGCCGCAUGCACAAGACCUGUUUCUUCAUCGGCUCUGACCUGGAAUCGGAGGACGACCCUUCCCCCUGUGCUUUUUCGGGGCACGGCCGGGCCUGCCUGCAGAACAACACGGAGUGCAGGGGCCGCUGGGAGGGCCCCAAUGGUGGCAUCACCAACUUUGACAACUUCUUCUUCGCCAUGCUCACCGUCUUCCAGUGCAUCACCAUGGAGGGGUGGACCGACGUCCUCUAUUGGAUGCAGGAUGCCAUGGGCCACGAGCUGCCCUGGAUUUACUUCGUCAGCCUCGUCAUCUUCGGCUCCUUCUUCGUCCUCAACUUGGUGCUGGGGGUGCUGAGCGGAGAGUUCUCCAAGGAGCGUGAGAAGGCCAAAGCACGCGGCGACUUCCAGAAGCUGCGGGAGAAGCAGCAGCUGGAGGAGGACCUGCGGGGCUACAUGGACUGGAUCACACAGGCCGAGGACCUGGAGGGGGACGAGGAUGAGCACGAGAAGCACCGCCUGACCGCCGAGGAGCUGAUGGGGAAGCGAAAACCUCGCCUCAAGUGGCUGCGACACCCCAGCCACUCCACCGACACCCACGCCAGCCUCCCCGGCAGCGAGACGACAUCAGUGAACACCGAGACGGCGGGUGAGGAGGAGGUGCAGCCCAACGCCUGCAACCGCUGCCUGUGA
Lagopus leucura (white-tailed ptarmigan) is the source of this 1068-nucleotide messenger RNA. RefSeq names its product voltage-dependent L-type calcium channel subunit alpha-1F-like. Gene Ontology annotation, molecular function: high voltage-gated calcium channel activity. The record is from RefSeq and is a predicted model, not a curated record. NCBI's taxonomy places the organism in Eukaryota, Metazoa, Chordata, Aves, Galliformes, Phasianidae. The annotation marks the transcript as partial. Gene Ontology annotation, biological process: calcium ion import across plasma membrane. Gene Ontology annotation, cellular component: membrane; voltage-gated calcium channel complex. The transcript has 8 exons.